Messenger RNA from Mycotypha africana, 510 nucleotides. RefSeq lists its product as uncharacterized. The record is from RefSeq and is a predicted model, not a curated record. Lineage: Eukaryota; Fungi; Mucoromycota; Mucoromycetes; Mucorales; Mycotyphaceae. The transcript has 2 exons. Bases 1 to 510 code for a protein of 169 amino acids.
AUGAAAGGCAAUUCACUCAUUACACUCUCCCCGCAUUCAAGAAAACUGUAUCUUAACCGCAAAAAUUGGACAACUAAAAGCCAUUUUGUUAACGUCCUCAAGUGUCUUCCUACAUUAGAUAAUUCAGUUACAGAAGGCUCAUCAACUUCAACAAAUGCAGGCGAUUUAUUCAAACAUAUUGCUAGCACAAGUCCCAUCUACAGACACAUAGCCGAUGAACAAUUUGGCGAACUCAGCGAACAAAUUGUCCAAGAAAUAAAUAAAGAUUGGGCAUUUUUUCCCCAACUGCGGUUUGCUACGUCGCAGAUGUUCGCAGGGUAUAUUUUGUUGAGCGGUUCAACAGCUUUAAUGGUUAAUUGUGUCGAACCAUAUGGCCGAUUAAAGUCAGUUGAUGCUCACCAUGAACGUCGAACUAGUUCUUCUAUUCACCAAUCUUCAUUUCCGAAAUCAAAAUCAAAAUAUGGACAGAUAGAAAUUGCCUCACUCAUGAUGACAAUACAACGAAGCUGA